Messenger RNA from Exophiala bonariae, 933 nucleotides. RefSeq lists its product as uncharacterized. Lineage: Eukaryota; Fungi; Ascomycota; Eurotiomycetes; Chaetothyriales; Herpotrichiellaceae. Gene Ontology annotation, biological process: nucleotide metabolic process. The transcript is spliced from 2 exons. The record is from RefSeq and is a predicted model, not a curated record. The coding region runs from base 1 to 933 and encodes 310 amino acids. Gene Ontology annotation, molecular function: ATP binding; ATP:ADP adenylyltransferase activity.
AUGGGCGAUAUUGGUCCCGAGGCCAAUGAGCCGGAUAAAAAUCUUAAAGGUUCAAUUCAGCUCGCAGAGAAUCUAGAAUCAACUGCAUGGACGAGAUUCGAUGAAUUGGUAUCCUGUGGGAAGAUCACGUACAAGGAAACCACUGGUGAAACUCUGGAGGACGAGGGUUUUAAGUUCGAGCUCCGGCUGGCACCAGCGCUGCAGAAGAAGCCAAUUACGAAACCUGAUGCUCCAGAACGGAAGACGGGCAAGGGCAAGAAUCCAUUCCUUGAUCCAAAUCCCGAUGAGAUCCUGUCAGCUGUGGGAAGGGAUCAUCGGCUUCUGCUGAAUAUCUAUGCAUUUUACCGACCCAGCCUCUUGAUCACUACACGAGAAUAUCAUCCCCAGGAAGAAGCGCUCAACGAUAGCGACUUGACGGCUGCCUGGGCAGUCCUGGGAAAGUUCUCCAAAGAGCGAUAUUUCAUAAUUUACAACUGUGGUUACAAUUCAGGUUCCAGCCAAGGACAUAAGCAUAUGCAACUCUGGCCAUAUCCCGACGAGAAAGAGCUAGGCUUUGAAUUGUUUCCUAAACAGGCUCGAUCAGAAACCGUUAUAGCAGACGACAUAGCCAAUGUUCCUCUCAAGCAUUUCGUGCUACGAUUACCAUCGAAUGCAGAUGAAACCACCGUCAUUGAAGCCCAUCGUCGACUCCUUGAAAAGGUCCGACAAAUACAACGGGAAACUGACUCGGGAACGGCUCAUAAUGUCAUCCUUACCAAGGACUGGAUUUGUUUAGUGCCGCGGCGUCAUAGUGGAUUCGAACGUGGAGUUGGAGUCAAUUCUGCGGGAGUUUUGGGUCUUGCCUGGGCUAUCAAUGAAGACGAGAAGAAUGCUUGGAUUUCAAUUGGUGCUGCUGAACUACUCAGAUUCGUUGGGAUACCGGUUCACGCAUGA